UUUUGUGUAUGUGUGUUUAAAGAUGGCGGUGAGUGUGGUGUCGGUGUGUCAGUACUGGAAGCGCUUUGACUUGCAGCACCUUCAGAGAGAGUUAGACAGCAUUGCUACACUGUUGGCCAGCAGACAGGAUGACAGCGAACAGUCCAGGAAAAACCUUGUUGAACAGAGCCGGCACUUUAAGAAGAGCACGCCAGAGGAUCUCAGAAAACUUGUGGCUCCACUGCUGAAGAGUUUUCAGUCUGAGAUUGAUGCAUUGAGCACGAGGAGUAAAGAAGCAGAAACUGCCUUUCUGAGUGUCUAUAAGCGACUGAUCGAUGUACCAGAUCCAGGGUCAGUGCUGGAGUUGUGUCAGCAGCUGCAGUUGAAGGUUCAGAAGAUGAACGACAUCGAAACUGAGAACCAGAAACUGCGGGAGACACUGGACGAAUACAACAAAGAGUUUGCGGAUGUCAAGAAUCAGGAAGUGACCAUAAAAAACCUGAAGGAGAAGAUCCGCGAGUAUGAACAGACCAUGAAGAAUGAGGCACAGAAUCUGGCCCUGGAAAAACAACAGCAGAUCCAUCAAGAUUACGCUGAGAAAGAGAGGAGGUUUCAGGAGUCUCAGGAGUCGUCGCUGUUGAAGCUUCAGGACGCUGAAGUGAAAGCUCAGAGUCUUCAGACGGCACUUGAUAGAACUCAGACAGAGCUUUUCGAUCUGAAGACUAAAUAUGAUGAAGAGUCAACUGCAAAGGCUGAUGAGAUCGAGAUGGUGAUGAUUGAUUUGGAGAGAGCCAAUCAGAGAGCUGAAGCUGCUGAGAGAGAAGUGACGUCACUGAGACAACAACUGACUUCACACAUCUACACCAGUCCAAACACGCAGGACGAGUGUGAAGAUAUUGGCUCCCGGCCGAGUCUAGAGGCGGAGCUCAGUGCCAAAGAGCGCGAGAUGAUCCAGUUGGUGGAGGACGUUCAGAGACUGCAGGCCAACCUCUCCGGUCUCAGAGAAAACUCAUCCGCACAGAUCAGUCAGUUCCAACAACAACUCAAGCUCAAGAGCACAACGCUCAAGCAACUCGAAGAGAAGCUUCAGACACAAGCGGAUUAUGAGGAGAUGAAGAAAGAGCUGAGCAUUCUGAAGUCCAUGGAGUUCGGUCCGUGCGACGGUUCCACACUGCAGGAUGGGUGCAAGCCGUUAGAAGUGCUUCUGCUGGAGAAGAAUCACAGCCUGCAGUCUGAGAACGCAUCACUGCGUAUCGCCAACACUGAACUGAACGGUCACUAUGCGUCUCUUCAGACGGAGUUCUCGGCAGCGGUGAAGAUCAGCUCUGAUCAGAAAGAUCUCAUCGUGAAGCUGGAGCAAGAUCUCAGCACCAUUCAGAGCAUUCAGAGUCGACCCGACGCUGAGGGUGCAGACAGCAGUGUGCUGGUCGUCCCUGAACCUGUUAAAGAAGCCACGUCUCUCUUCUCAGCUGCGAGCGGUUCUCCUCAGGCAGAUCUUCCUCAGGGUCAGAUGGAUUCUCUUCUGACCAUCAUCUCCAGUCAGAGAGAGCGUUUCCGCUCACGUAAUCUGGAGCUGGAGGCUGCCAACGGAUCACUUCAGCAAACCUUACAGUCACUGCAGAGCGAGCUGGACAGCAUGCGUGCUGACAACAUCAAACUCUACGAGAAGAUCAAAUUCCUGCAGAGCUUCCCGAGCAGGGCUGGAGACAGUGAUGAUACAGUCAUGCGUUACUCGUCUCAGUAUGAAGAAAGACUCGACCCUUUCACGUCCUUCAGUAAAAGAGAACGUCACAGAAGAUAUCAGAACCUCAGCCCGUGGGACAAAGCCACACUCAGUCUGGGUCGUGUCAUUCUGUCUAAUAAAACGGCCAGAACAGUUGCUUUCUUCUACACGCUCUUGCUGCACUGCCUCAUCUUCCUGGUGCUGUAUAAAGCCGCGUGGAGCGAGAGUAUCGGCCGGGACUGUGCUGCAUUUUGUGCUAAGAAGUACUCGGAUCACCUGCACCGUUUCCAUGAGGACGGAGACGUGUGGCAGUGAAUGAACAGCCAUCUGUAAACCAUUAAAUGCAAAAAUCAGCUUGAUUUAGCUUGGUUUAGUGUUUGUCUGCUUUCAUUUAUUGUUACUGGGACUGCAGGUGGUUUUUGGAUCUAUACUGGGUUUUGUAUUUAUUUGUCAGGAUGUUUAAAGGUUUGAUGUUAUAACACACAUUAUUUGUGGAAUCUGAUGGUUUCUCUCUGGUAUUGUCAAAUCUUUCAAGUAAAACAUUUCAAUCAUCAUUCUUGUUUGUUUUUCUCAUGCCAGAUGCCGGUAAGAGAAUGAUGAAAUUGAUCCAUCAAAUUGAAAGUUAAAUUUCCCUUAUUUUUAUAGCCUACACUAUAUUCUGCUAAUGUUCGGACUCUAGAAACAGUCUAAUAAAAUUUCCAGGAACCUUU
Messenger RNA from Triplophysa rosa, 2412 nucleotides. RefSeq names its product cut-like homeobox 1b (gene cux1b). The record is from RefSeq and is a predicted model, not a curated record. Bases 23 to 2017 code for a protein of 664 amino acids. Lineage: Eukaryota; Metazoa; Chordata; Actinopteri; Cypriniformes; Nemacheilidae. Gene Ontology annotation, biological process: intra-Golgi vesicle-mediated transport. Gene Ontology annotation, cellular component: Golgi membrane. The transcript has 23 exons.